Lucilia cuprina (Australian sheep blowfly) is the source of this 1889-nucleotide messenger RNA. RefSeq lists its product as uncharacterized. Gene Ontology annotation, cellular component: pi-body. The record is from RefSeq and is a predicted model, not a curated record. The transcript is spliced from 6 exons. Gene Ontology annotation, molecular function: protein binding. NCBI's taxonomy places the organism in Eukaryota, Metazoa, Arthropoda, Insecta, Diptera, Calliphoridae. Bases 126 to 1511 code for a protein of 461 amino acids. Gene Ontology annotation, biological process: piRNA processing.
UUUCGCAUUAAAUCGAAUUUCUUACUUGUUUACACUUGCAGUAAUAAUCAAUCGCAAUUUUUUAAUUCGUGCAAAAAAUAAUGUUUCAUUAAAGAAAUCAGUGAAAAAAGUCAAUAAACAAGACAAUGUCUAAUCGAAAUAUAAUAUAUAGACCACCAGAUAGUGAUUCCGAAGAUGAUUAUGAUGGGUUUUCCUUUGGUGAUGAUAUUAUUAAGAAACCCCCCAGAAAUUAUUGGCAUAAAGAUGAUGAACAGGAAUUGUAUGAUGCACUAAUGGAAGGCAGUUUGGAUGGGGUGAGGCAACAAGUGGAUUUGCUUAAUUACAAUGUGAAUCAAUCAUUAAAGGGUGGCUUUACUCUUUUACUACAUGCCUGUAAACAAGGUUUCCUAGACAUUGUAGAAUAUUUGGUAUUGGACAAGAAGGCCGAUGUAAAUAAACAAAUUGAUUCUGUUACCCCGCUACUGAAUGUUUGUGACACGCACUGUAAGGAUCCUUUGGUUAUAGAUAAAAUGGCCAAAUUACUUCUGCAACAUGGGGCCAUCAUCAAUGUGGCUGAUAAAUAUGGUACAACUCCCUUUAUGUUGGCCUGCAAAAAUGGUCACACCAAUAUUGUGCGUUUAAUGAUAGACGAAGUUAGUUUUGAUGCCUUUGAUAAUCAGGGAUGUACUCCCAUCUUUCAUGCCAUCGAAAAUAAUCGUAGUGAUAUUGUAAAGUUGCUAGUAGAGGCAGGAGUUAAUUAUAAAAUAGCCAAUCGUAAGGGUUAUACACCUAUACAAGUGGCACAAUUUCAUGGUUUCUAUGAUUUGCUCGAACUAUUGCCCAAGGAAAAGGAAACCUAUAUAGUACCUUCGAAAUUUUUAGCUUAUAAUACUUUAAGAGAUUAUAUACCACGUAUUUUCUUAAAAUCUGAAUGUCCAGAAUAUUUUCAAGAGAUUAGUACCAUUUUACUGUCCAUAGGCAUGGAACAGUUUUUGGAAUACUUUGCUAAAGGCAAAAUAACUUUAGCACAGUUUUUGUGUAUGACCGAUGAGAAACUAAAGGAAUUGGGUAUUAUGUUUCCCUUAUAUCGUAUGAAAAUUAUGAAGGGUUUAUUGGACUUUCAGUUGCAUCAUUGGUCUAAAAAGUCCAUAGCUCGAGUAAGCAAAAAUUCUCAAGAAAACUUCUAUGAAAUCCUUAUGAUAACUGCUAAUCAUUUGCAACAUUUGGUUAUCAUUAAUUCUUCACUGAAAUUUAUUAAAAAUCAUUUACAACAGGAUUUAUUAGGUCCUCUAGAAGAGGAACAUAUUACAAACAUGCAAAAAAGUUUACAACACUAUAAACACACACUCAAAGAUUUGAAAAAGACCACCAAAUAUCUGGCCUCAUUUAGUCCUUCCAAAAAUCCUCUCUACAUUGAUUAUGAUGAAUUUUUAGCCGAACGUAAACGUUUGAAAUUUAAAUGCUAUUUUAAAUAUACCCUAGCCAUAGGUUUAUCUGUAUUUAUUUGUUUAAAAUUUAAACGUUUAUUCUAGUAGUUAAUGAACAUUCCAAAAUUAAGUAUAAAACGUUAAGACGUUUUUUCUAAGAUAAAUGAAUUUAAUCAUUAUUAUGUUAUUAGCUGUAUUAAUAAUAGUAUUGAACUUCUUAUAUACUUUUAUUUUUGUUUUAAACAGAAUUGUUGUUUUGUUUUCAUUUUUAUUAAUUAUUUAAUUAAAUUGUAGUGAGCUGCAUUUAUUGAAUUCUUAGAAUUUUAAAAGUUUAAUUUUUAAAUAGUUAACACAAUAUUUAGCUUAAAGCUUUGAAAUAUAUAUGUAUUUACUAUCACUAUUUACUAUUAUAUAGUUAUUUAGAGUUACAAUUGUUUGUUGAUUAAAUCUAGAUGUUGAAAUAAAAACACGUUGAAUUGAAAA